This is a messenger RNA of Cololabis saira (Pacific saury), 2688 nucleotides long. RefSeq names its product guanine nucleotide binding protein (G protein), alpha inhibiting activity polypeptide 2b (gene gnai2b). The transcript has 9 exons. NCBI's taxonomy places the organism in Eukaryota, Metazoa, Chordata, Actinopteri, Beloniformes, Belonidae. Gene Ontology annotation, molecular function: G-protein beta/gamma-subunit complex binding; GTP binding; G protein-coupled receptor binding. Bases 495 to 1562 code for a protein of 355 amino acids. Gene Ontology annotation, cellular component: heterotrimeric G-protein complex. The record is from RefSeq and is a predicted model, not a curated record. Gene Ontology annotation, biological process: gamma-aminobutyric acid signaling pathway; adenylate cyclase-modulating G protein-coupled receptor signaling pathway.
CUCGCUGGCUUCCCCCGUGUAAUUGGCUCCGCUACCGCGGAGAGCGCACCUGCUUUAAAUUGGACUCUAUUGCCAAGUUGUUGAAGUGACGUCAAAAGCAACUGCUUUGACCAGCUAUUUCUAAUUGUCACGAAGGAUAUCCGUGCAAAAUUGAACACAGGGUGGGAAAAAAAAAAAAAAAAUAACCAACGAGGCCCACGACGAGGCAAGUUGCGGUAUCGAGCGGUGGCACGUCCGCCCGUGGAUGGACGCAAGGACGGACGGACGGACGGACGCAGGGUAGAAGGCUCGGAGCGUCUCGGCAUGGACCAAGUCGCUUCUAGUUGAGCAGAAGAUCAUUGACUUUUUACGCGUGAUAGAAAAAAAAAAAAAAAACAAGUCUACAUUCGCUUGUUUUCUUCCCAGGACGUGGGUUUUUGAAACAGAAGCGGCUCCAUCCUUUAUUCCUUUAUUCCAUCGGCAGAUACCGUCGGUGCGCCGCUGCCUCCGGAUCCAUGGGCUGCACGGCGAGCGCCGAGGAUAAGGCUGCCGCGGAGAGGUCAAAGAUGAUUGACAAAAACCUCCGGGAAGACGGAGAGAAGGCAGCCAGAGAAGUGAAAUUGCUUUUGUUAGGUGCUGGGGAGUCUGGGAAGAGCACAAUUGUAAAGCAAAUGAAGAUCAUCCAUGAGGACGGCUACUCAGAAGACGAGUGUAAGCAGUAUCGAGCGGUCGUCUACAGUAAUACCAUCCAGUCGAUUAUGGCCAUUGUUAAGGCCAUGGCCAGUCUCAAGAUAGACUACAGCAACCCUGCCAGAGUGGACGAUGCCCAGCAACUCUUUGCCCUGUCUGCAGCUGCGGAGGAGCAGGGGAUCCUUCCUGAUGACUUGGCCAACGUGAUCAGGCGAUUGUGGGCCGACAGUGGCAUACAGAGUUGCUUUACAAGGUCGCGAGAAUACCAGCUUAAUGACUCAGCAGCAUAUUAUCUGAAUGAUCUGGAGAGGAUAGCAAAAGCGGAUUACAUCCCCACUCAGCAGGAUGUGCUACGAACUCGGGUUAAGACUACCGGCAUCGUGGAGACUCACUUCACCUUCAAGGAGCUGCACUUCAAAAUGUUUGACGUGGGAGGCCAGCGCUCGGAGAGAAAGAAGUGGAUUCACUGUUUUGAAGGAGUAACAGCCAUUAUCUUUUGUGUUGCACUGAGUGCGUAUGACUUGGUGCUAGCAGAAGAUGAGGAGAUGAACCGCAUGCAUGAGAGUAUGAAGCUUUUUGACUCCAUCUGCAACAACAAAUGGUUCACUGAAACCUCCAUCAUCCUCUUCCUCAACAAGAAGGACCUCUUCGAGGAGAAGAUUACGCGCAGCCCUCUCUCCAUCUGCUUCCCUGAGUACACAGGAGCCAACAAGUUUGAUGAAGCUGCGAGUUAUAUCCAGACCAAAUUUGAGGACCUGAACAAGAAAAAGGACACUAAAGAGAUCUACACCCACUUCACCUGUGCCACUGACACCAAGAACGUGCAGUUUGUGUUUGACGCCGUCACUGAUGUAAUUAUAAAGAACAACCUGAAAGACUGCGGUCUUUUCUAAAGGAAAAUACCCAAUGCAAAGAGACAGCAUUAGAGACUGAAAGGGACUUGUGCUGAUACUGCUUUUCAAAACCGUAACAGAGUUGACUCCUGGAGGCAGAACCCACCAGAACUUCUACAAUCACUGAUUUACAAGCAUUACUUUCUCUCUCAUCUUUACCCAACACUUUUAUAUGUAUUUCUUAAUGCUCCUUGCAGGUAUUCUACUCGUAGUCAGCAUAAGCACAAAUGACCCUCUAAUAUUAUAAAAGCAAUCAAGGCACUUUAAUUAGAUCUGUAACAUGACAACGUAUUAGCCAGUAGCUUUUGUGGAAAAUAAUUCUUGGACGAGCAAAGCUUAUCUUAAAAAGAAGCUAUCAACUCAUCGUGGCAAGUGGGAAAUGGAAAUAUAACAAUUUUAAAUGACUGUGUGUUUCAUUAUUUAUAGAUUUUUGUGGACGAGUCUCAAGUCUCAUAACCAGUCUAUGUUUUAGUUUUUUGUUUUUGUUUUCAGUUCACUUUGCCAAUUGAUUUGAAAGUUGAAGAUGUUGACACAACAGACAGAAAAUAAAUACUUUUUUAUAAAUAUUGCACAAAAUUAUGUUAACUUGCAUUUUACAAAUCUUUUGACCACACAGAGCUUAUUUUUAGAAGAAAACUAACAAGCAUAGAGAAUGAAAUUGGACAAAGGGAAGAUGUUUUUGUAUAAGGUUUACACAGAAUCAAUACACACACUUGUACGAUAGUACAUUGUCCUGCAUGACUGUCCAUAGAUAACCCUGUAACCCCUGGAAACUGACAAAAUAUUCCUUAAGUAACUUCUUUAAAGAAACAAAAGACACAUUGUUAGGUGUCACAUGUAAGGUAUCUGCAAGUUUUGAGGUGAUUAUGUCUUCUGAAACUGUUCUGUCCUAUAUUUUCAUUCCAUGUCUUUUAACAUCUGUUUGUGCCUUGAUAUUUGUUUACACUUGUUCUCUUGGGACAUGCCAUCUUCAUAGUGUGAAUUAGGGCUAUUUCUACCCCACCUAACGGCACGGUAUCCAUGAUUUAAAAUUCACCACAACACCAAGACAAAAGGAUGAUAAUUGUUCAUUCAUAUAAUGAGAAAAGCCAUUCACUUGUUAAAUGUAAAUAAAAGUUUGGCCAUA